UGCAUAAUAAUAAGAAAACAUUCGGAGCGGUGAGUGUUAUCAAGAUAAGUAAUUUUGUGUUUUCCUAUGCUCUAAAACAUGGCUUUGCGUGUGCAAUUUGAGAAUAAUAAUGAAGUUGGUGUAUUUUCGAAAUUAACUAACACAUACUGUCUUGUAGCCAUCGGUGGCUCAGAAAAUUUUUACAGUAUCUUUGAAGGCGAGUUAUCCGACACUAUACCGGUUAUUCAUACAUCAAUUGCUGGUUGCCGAAUCAUUGGCCGACUAGUUGUAGGUAACAGGAAUGGUUUGCUAGUUCCCAACUCUACAACUGAUCAAGAACUUCAGCAUCUGCGGAACUCAUUACCAGAAAAUGUUAAAAUACAAAGAGUUGAAGAGCGUUUGUCAGCUUUGGGCAAUGUUAUCGCUUGUAAUGAUUAUGUAGCCUUGACACACCCAGAUCUUGACAAGGAAACUGAAGAAAUUUUAACCGAUACAUUAAAAGUAGAAAUUUUCAGACAGUCAAUCGCCGACAACGUGCUAGUUGGCAGUUACUGCGCAUUAAGCAACCAGGGUGGUCUCGUUCACCCGAAAACAACCGUUGAGGAUCAACAUGAACUAUCAUCUCUGUUGCAAGUCCCUAUAGUUGCUGGAUCCGUAAAUCGUGGCAGCGAUGUCAUCGGUGCUGGAAUGGUAGUUAAUGACUGGUGUGCGUUCUGUGGAAUGGAUACGACUAGUACAGAAAUUUCUGUCAUUGAAAGCAUCUUUAAGCUAGGUGACACAGUAGGUUCUACUAUAACAGCUGAAAUGAGGGCUUCCUUAAUAGAAAGCAUGGCUUAAAAAGAUCCUACUUUCUGAAAUAAUGUUACCAUCAAAUAAAUGAUUUUUUUCCCACUGUA
This is a messenger RNA of Uloborus diversus, 875 nucleotides long. It is a transcript of the gene eIF6, whose product is annotated as eukaryotic translation initiation factor 6-like. Gene Ontology annotation, molecular function: ribosomal large subunit binding. The record is from RefSeq and is a predicted model, not a curated record. Gene Ontology annotation, cellular component: nucleolus; cytosol; preribosome, large subunit precursor. Bases 79 to 816 code for a protein of 245 amino acids. Lineage: Eukaryota; Metazoa; Arthropoda; Arachnida; Araneae; Uloboridae. The transcript has a single exon. Gene Ontology annotation, biological process: maturation of LSU-rRNA; cytosolic ribosome assembly; assembly of large subunit precursor of preribosome.